This is a messenger RNA of Contarinia nasturtii (swede midge), 539 nucleotides long. RefSeq lists its product as uncharacterized. The transcript has 3 exons. The record is from RefSeq and is a predicted model, not a curated record. NCBI's taxonomy places the organism in Eukaryota, Metazoa, Arthropoda, Insecta, Diptera, Cecidomyiidae. Bases 27 to 407 code for a protein of 126 amino acids.
AACGGAGGGUUAAAUAAAUACGAGUAAUGGACAAUGCGUCAUAUUUCGUUAUAACCAUUGUCUUUGCUAUUUUGCUGUUAAUAUUUGUAACAAAAAAGAGCCGUCGACAGCUGAAAGUGGAACGAAUGGCCGUUAAGGAAGCAAAUCCAAAUCUUCAAGUGCUUAAUCGAUUGGUGUCUAAGGUUAAAAUAUACCGCAAAAACUGGCGUCCAAUCAUUGAACCAAAUCCUGAAGCGGAUAAUGUUGCUGAAAAAUUGGCCGAAAUGCAUGUUAUCGAUGACAACGCGAUUGAUGUUGAAAUGGCGAAUGCUGCCGAAGACGUGUGUAUCAUCGAUGAAAAUGAGAUGGAUGUUGAAAUGAACCUUAAAUGUGGUACCACAGGAAUUUUAAUCGAGCACAGAUUAUAAAUCGAGAUGAAUACAAACCUGUCACCUUUAAAAGAACUAUUUUGCGAAAAAAUCUGCAAAUGACCAAAUAGAAAAAAAAGAAAAACUGUAUGAUUUAUUCAGUAUUCAAAAUUAAUAUUUAAUUCUCUUAGA